AUGAUGAAGGGUUACAGCCUGAAUAUGAAAGGCGUGACGAUACCCAGAGAUCGACGGAAGGAGCUCGCCAGCCCGCUGAAUGAGACGGAGAUCACUUCACUGCGAAAAGCUACGGGCGAGAUCUCCUGGCUGGAGAGCUGCAAGUGCGCCGAGGGGACCUACCUGGCGGAGGGCGGCGGCCUGGACGGCCCGUGCGUCGACUGCCCAGACGGCAUGCAGUGCGCGUUCGGGAGCGGGGAUUCCAAUUUUGCCUUGGACCUGCCGCACACGGCGGACCCCACGCGGGGCGAGCCCGCCGGGAGCACCUUCUCGAACCUCUUCGCCAUCGACGGCAGCAUGAAAACGGCUGCAGAUGACGAUCAGCCUUUCCCGAUGGUCGAGGAGGGCUACAUGACCCGGACAGACGAUCUGCUGAGGGUGUUCAAGUGCAAGACCAAGAGCCAUUGCCCAGGUGGCCUGCCCGCUACCUGCGCACGGGGGCGUGACAGCGGCGAGGUCGCCUGCGCAAGGUGCGAGGACUACACGUACGAGGAGGGUGAGGAGUGCCACCCUUGUCAAGCGAACGCUACGUGGCUUGUUCUGUUGGCAUGCUUCGCUGCCGUCGUGGCAGUCUGUGUUGGAACCAUAUCCGUUAACCGUAAUCUGCUGAUGCAGACGAGCUCGACUUUGAUGUGUGUCAUCAUGGCUAGCCAGAUGUUCCUCGGCCUCCAGACGUUUUCGGUCUUCACUUUUUUCAGCCUGGAGUGGUUCGAACCGUUGCGGGGCAUGCUCAAAAUCAUGUCCUUAAUAAGCUUUGAUCUCGAAAUUCUGCGCAUAUCUUGUUCAAUGGGCUCCAAUCCCACGUCGAAUUACGCACUUCGGCAAUUUGUUGCUCCGCUCGCGGUCCCGUGGAUCUGCUUGACCGUGCUGGUCAAGAAACAGUUCGAUCCCCAAGCGAUGCACUUCAGGGAGGCUGUCAACACCAUCGGCACAGUGUUUCAGGUAUUCUUCAUCUCGAUCGUGCUCUCAGCAACGGCCCCCCUGGUGUUUUACGACCACCCGAACGACGCUGGCAGUUCGCUCGUGAGCGAUCCGGCCGUCCUCUACUUCGAGAGCGACGAGCACUAUUCGAUGCUAGCGGUUGGCAUUCUCGCCAUGGUCCUGGUACCCUUGCCAUUCCUGUCUUUCGUGCUCUACGGCACUCUGAAGUACCCUAACUAUGCGGUCACGGUGGGCGCCGAUACCAAUUUCUUUGGGUUCGCCUCCUUCCGUUUCUUGUUCUUUCGCUUCAAGCCGUCUCGCUACUACUACGGCUUGAUCAUGCUCGUGCGGAACUUGCUCCUCUGCCUCGUGCCCGUCAUUAUCGAGUCGGACGUCGCCGCUCAGGUCAUCUGCACGUCCGUCCUCAUCCUGGCCACCAUGGUGUUGCAGGUGGAGCUCGCCCCCUGGAAGCUGGCGGCGGCAAACUACGCCGACGCGGCCUGCAGCUCCACGCUGCUGAUGGUCCUCAUCUGCGGAGCGAUGGCGGCGAACGUGGACGUCCAGAACUCCUCGAUCCCGGCCUUUGCCUCCGUGCUCGUCGGUUUCUUCUUCGCCGUGGGAGCUGUCCUCGUCGCGGCCUCGGCGUUUUACUACUUCAAGCCCUUUCCCACGUAUGCCUUCUUCAUCUGUCAUCACCGAGAGGGCGCCCAGGCGCAGGCGCGGCUGCUGAAGAUGAUACUGACGUCCAAGACAGGCCAGCCGGUCCUCACCGACACGGAUGACCUCAUGCAAUUGGAUUCGUUGUUCGACACAGUCAAGACGCAGGUUCACCAUUUGGUGGUCUACUUGACGAGGGACACUCUGAGCAGGCCGUGGUGCGCUGGCGAGAUCGUCACUGCACUCAUGUGGCGCAGGCGGGUCACUGCGGUGGUCACGGACAGCUUCGUGCCGCCGAACGAUGUUGACUAUGCGGACAUGGCCAAGUACCUGGACUUGAGCAGUUGCUCCCUGAACGCCUUCGGCAUCACGACCGACAGUGUGGCCACUGCGUACCGCAGCCUCAUGAGCGACGACGUUCAAAAAGUCCACAUGCGCAGUGGCGUGAAGGGCAUGGCCCGCUUCGAGGAGGUUACCAACUUCCUCAGCGACUGCCAGGAGGUGAGUGCCGCGUCGAAUGAGACAGAGGCCAAGGCCAGCGCCGAGGCCCUCCCCAGGGAGCCCAGGGCGGUCUUGAUCUCCUCCGAGCCCGGCAACGACGAGAUCCAGCCCCAGCUGAAGGGCCUCGUCCCCGAGGGGGUACGGGUCAUCGACGAGUACGCCAGGGACGAGGGCGCGAUUGUCAAUGCCGUCGCAGCCGCGCGCGCGCUGCUGGUCCUGCUCUCCCCAGGAACGUUGGCAGCCUCCGAGCAGAUCACGGCGAUCGAGCAGAUCAUGCUGUCGAUCGAGAAGGCCGGGAAUGAGGGCGUGCCACCUCCCGCCGCGGUCUCCGUAGCCUGGGGGUUCCAGGUCCCCUCCGACGAGUACUACAACGAGAAGAUCCGCAGGGUGUCCCAGGGGGGGCAGAAGUCAGCGGCGCUGAUCCGCUCGUUCUUCCAGCAGGGCGCGGUGCAGUUCUCCGUCGGCGCCUCCGAGCAGAUCCUCGAGGCGCAGGUCUCGGAGCUGGUGCUCCGCGUCUCCCGCGCCGAGGCGCAGGAGGGCCCCAAGGAGCAGGCGGAGCACGGCGCGGAGGGCGAGCACAGUGCGCAGGGCCAGGGCGGCGGGACCGCCGCGGGCGGCGAGGACGAGCCAGCCGACGACGCGCCGCAGGGGGCGGGCCCCCCCGCGGGCCCUCAGCAGGAGGCGGGUCAGGGCGGCGACGACAAUGCUUCGCUCCAGGUGUAGCGUUGACUCGAAGCCGAAGCUCGGUGCCCUGCGAGGAGGCCCGAAGAAGAGGAGAGAGAGAGAGAGAGAGAAAGAAAGAAAGAAAGAAAGAAAGAAAGAACGCUGGUGAGCACAGACUUUGUUUGUCGCUCCGUGCGGAUUCCUCGGAUCCGCGCUGGGCACCUUUUUUCCCUGGAGCGCUCCGCGCGCCAGGGAGGGCGCUGGAGGCCCCCUGCAACAGAGGCCAUGUCGGCCGACCCAAUGCGUGCCAAUGCAUGCUUGAUGCGGGCCCUUCAGCUUGUUGUGCCGAACCUUGGCACGCAGCCAUUAUUGCACGUUGCGGCUGGGUGUGGAACGAUCUACCACAUGUGUCGAGCCGGCUACACUGACAUACGCUUCGUAUGUCCCUACCUGGACGGUUCUCGUGCGAAGAGGUGUGGCGAAGCAUUGCGCAACAAAAAUCUGGAUUUGCCAAACCAAUGGAG
Molecule: messenger RNA, 3305 nt
Organism: Prorocentrum cordatum
Lineage: Eukaryota; Dinophyceae; Prorocentrales; Prorocentraceae
Source: the annotation of a GenBank genome assembly